AUGCUCGUUAUUACUUCAAGCCCAUGCAUCUCGACGCAACAAGAUCCUCCCAGACGUACCCGCACGACGCGAAACCUUGCUCCCGAAGCCACCGCUACCGGCGCUGAGCACGCCAAGGGCGCCCAUCCCGAGCCUGAAAUGCAUCCUCUGACUAUCCUCCUCUGUGGUCCAUCUGGCGUCUUCAGCCUCGCAUCUUUGACACCACUUCAAGCGGACCUUUCAACAGAACGCGCCUUCUUCGACUUCAUCGAACCUCCUUAUCCGAAUGCUCCUCUUCAGUCCACUGCUGCAAUUGUACCGCACUACAGAUCAGCACCGAAGGCCUCUUCACCCAUUCGCGAGCCCCUACGACGCCCAAGCACAGAAUUGUCGCCCGGUUCCCAGUCAUGUCCCGAAAGCAUUCUCGCCAGCCUCGACCGCGAUUGA
Fusarium tjaetaba is the source of this 426-nucleotide messenger RNA. RefSeq lists its product as uncharacterized. The record is from RefSeq and is a predicted model, not a curated record. Bases 1 to 426 code for a protein of 141 amino acids. NCBI's taxonomy places the organism in Eukaryota, Fungi, Ascomycota, Sordariomycetes, Hypocreales, Nectriaceae. The transcript has 3 exons.